AUGGUUUUGAACGCACGCGCCCAGGUCGCCAACUACCCGUGGGAUGGGUACCCCGACAAGGGCAUGGACGAGCGCAAGACCCGCAACCCCACCCCCGAUGACAUCACCUUCAGGUUCCUAGCCAAGUCCUACGCCUCUCUCCACACCUUCAUGUCCAAAUCAACGGAGUUUGAAGACGGCAUCACCAACGGCGCGGAGUGGUACCCUGUCUAUGGAGGCAUGCAGGACUGGAAUUAUGCGGUGGGCGGCUGCAUGGCGAUCACGCUGGAGCUCUCCGAGAACAAGUGGCGGCCGAUAGCAGAUCUGCCUCAGAUCUGGGAGGAGAACCGUGACGCGCUGGUGGGGUACGCCUUGACCGCGGCGCUGGGAGGCGUCCGCGGCCGCGUGACGGCCGCAGGCAGCGGCGCCCCCCUGGCCGCCACCCUGACGGUCAAGACUUCCGACGCCAACGGCGACCCAGUCCCCUUUUUCGCCAGCAGCGGCUUUGGCUUCUAUGCGCGGCCCCUGGCCCCUGGCACGCACACCCUGGUCGCGGCCGCGGACGGCUACGCCAUGGUAGAGGCGGAGGUGACGGUGCCGAUUGGUGGCAGAGGCGUUGUCAAAAACUUCAAGCUGCGUGCGCAGGGCAGCAGCGGUGAAGAUGGCGGCGGCAGCAGCGGCAGCGGUGAGGAGGAAGAGGGCGCCGCCACAACAGCGGCAGAUGCAGCCCAAGGCAGCGGCAGGGGUAGCGGCAGCGGCGGCGGCGGAGCGGCCGGGGAGCGGGCGGGGAAGCUGCAGGCGAGCAUGUACAUAUUAGCCAUCCACGGGGCCGUCUUUGCAAUCAUCGCGGUUGCAUCUGGCUGCCAGGGCAGCGGCGCGGCGCAGGUGGUGUGCGCUUACCUGCGGUCGCGGCGGCAGGCGAACAGCCGGUUCGAGGUGUGA
Molecule: messenger RNA, 921 nt
Organism: Monoraphidium neglectum
Lineage: Eukaryota; Viridiplantae; Chlorophyta; Chlorophyceae; Sphaeropleales; Selenastraceae
Exons: 6
Coding region: 1-921 (306 amino acids)
Biological process (GO): proteolysis
Molecular function (GO): zinc ion binding; metallocarboxypeptidase activity; carbohydrate binding
Source: RefSeq, a predicted model, not a curated record